UUUACUGCAUAUUGCGACACACAGUAGAUGAGCUACAUAUCAAUAACCAAGGAAGAUUCAUAUAGAAAACAGGGAUUUCGGGAUGAGCAGUAAAUCGGUCAGGUCACAUAAAAGCCGCUACUCAUACUCAAAGUCCCAGACUCUCGACCUCGAAAGUAGCCCAAAUUCGUCUGGACAUGGGAACCCACCACCCCCACACUCCUUGGCCAUGUCCAAAUCCCAGUCACAAGCAAAGGUUGGAGAUAGUCGAGUGGAACCCGUGCCCUCGUCCUCCUGCUGCACCGAGUUCCUUGAUGACACCAACAGGAACGUGUUGCAAUUCGCCACAAGCUCUUCCAUGCUGGACUUUCUUUUCGAAACCAACAAUUUGUGCAACAAGUCUGAGGAUAGGUUGAGACGGGAGCGGGAGGAGGGUGGGUGGAGCUACAUUGCAGAUAAGGCAGUGCACGCUGUGGGAAGUGCCAUUGACUUCCUCUGCGGAGAAUCUGACCCCGAACGAAAUUGUGACGAAGAGAGCUUGCCUGAAAGUCAAGAACUUUGUGGUAGGAACAAAACUAAAUGCUUUACAUAUAUUUCCAGGAUUUAAGUGAUGGGAUGCAAAUAACUGAGUAAUAAAUAAGGCACUUGAAGGUAUAUUAAAUAUUUUAAAGAUAGUUCCGUGGAAGAAGAGUCAGAUCUUUUAUGCGAUCCUUCGGAUGAGGAUAGUGACGCUAAAAGCAUCAACCACGCAGGUCCACGAGUAGAUAAUAAUCGGACGAGUGCAUCAAAUUUCUCAACAAUCAGAAUGGUUCAUGAAAAUGGCGAACUAGUGACAGACUCUCAGACUGACUUACUGCGGAGCAUUGACCAUCCUCUGACCCAUGAAGAAUGCUUGGCACGCUUAGACAAAAUUUCAGAAUUGUGCAAAAUGCUACCAACUAAUCCAUUCCUUGAUGAAUGUUACAAAAUUAUGCAGAACGAUGCUCAUGCCCAAACGUACGAUUCUCAAGAUGAUGAAACUAACCUUGUCGACCAAGUACAGUUGACAGAAUCAACCAGUGGAAGGACAACAAAUGGGAUAACGAUCAACCAAGAAAAUCAGUCCUUUGAAAUUGAUCCAUUGGAAAAGUUUGAUUCUACAAAGCCGUCAUCCCGCUCACUUAGUUCAGAACGAGGCAGAUCGGUUCCUCCCUCAAGUUCGUCUGCCACCACACCAAGUCCUAGCGACGUCAAGGUCAACGGGGACACGCCUUCUUAUACAUUGAUGCAAGGCUUGCUCAAGCCAUACAGUCAGACGUCAGUCGCCCUACCAAUCCCUCUAACAGGAGAUUUAGAAACCGGAAUUUUGACGGAGCUGGUACAAUCAGAUCAAUCAGAUUUUCCAAGUCAAACUCAAUUAUUACGAGACACACUGAGUACAGUUGAACAAGAUAAGAGUGACAUUAUUUCAACUAAACCGCAGAUUGACAACUCCACCCAUAAAGAUAAAGCUGAUGAAGUUACCGUCAAGGACGACACUUUUCCUUCUAAACCUGGGCCCACAAGGAGAACAAAGACCAGUUUGCCAAAAAAUCUGACGAAUGAAACUUUGUCUAAUAACACAACGCCAGUUCAUGUGUCCACAGCUGAAAGAUCCAAACCGAACAAGGCGACACUGGAUUAUGAUGACACUGGUCAACAGCACAUACCACAGUACCGGUCAAGUAUAACAAUACAAAUUGACUCGAUGGAUACCAUUCCAAGAAGCGUAACAAAUUUUGCACAAGAUGCGGCAUUAGAUAAAAGUGGCGCAGAUGAACCAACCAAAGUAAUAAAUCCAUCGCAUGAAUUGAACCAGGCAACUGCAUCGGUGACACCUUAUGAGAUCCAAACAAAUACUGGCAAUCCAAUGGUUGGAAAGAUUGAUAAUGACAAAUCAGCCUCAACCACGUCGGGUAAUUCUUCGCCAUCUUUGGACAUUACUAUUAAAUCUUCGAAAUCCAGGAAGCCAAUCCCUAAAUCAUUAUCCCCACCACCACUUUCGACAGGUACAGCCCCCGAGACGGUGGUCUCGAGUAGUAGUCCGCCAGACAGCAUCGAAGACCGACCGAGUCAGCAGCAGCUGGACAACGCUUUGAAACCCAACCACCCCCAAGAGGACGAUAAUAAAGGGGGAGGAUCCAAAAGAAACCAUCAUAAUCCUGCAGAUCUUCAGGAGAUUAUCAUAAAUUACAUGGAAGAAGAAAUGCCCUACAAAGUAUACUUGGCGAGCCAAAUCGCAGAAGCCAAAAAACCAGUGUCAGCAACAACAAAAUUAGGACAAGGUAGUAAAGACAAGCCUGAUCUGAAAUAUGUGCUUACGGAAGUUGAUCAUGAAAAAAAUGGAAAGAUUGACACUAUUCUGGAAAUUAAUGGUCGUAUUAUAAAUAACCCAAUGGAUAUAGUAAACCCCAAGAACUUUUUAUGGAAUGAUUUCAACAAAAUGCAGGCGAGCGCGUCCACUUUGAAGCACAGCUUAGAAGAACUAAACGCAAUCAUGAUAGAUAGUGCAGGAAGUAAUGAUUCUUUAUUGCUAGACGAAUUCCAGAAUUCGUCACCAGAAGACGAAGUAACCUCGAUCAAAAUAUUGGAAGAGCAAGUAAUUCCUGAAGUGGGAACCAGUGAGAGGAGAAAAGUAGUAAAGAAUUUGGAGUGCACGCUUCAUGAUGUUCAUGCUUCAGAAACUAAAUUGUCCAAAAAAGCUUUGGAAGUAAAUGGGAAAUUUGUAGACCCGAAAAAUGAACCAGCUUUGCUGAAUUAUUUUAAAAAGCUCAAAGAAACAGAAGCAAUAUUGGAAGAAAUUGCAAAUGACUUGAAGCGCAACGAACAAUUUUUGGAAGACCAGGGUCAAAAGUCAGAACGGUAGCCAACUGUUGGGAAGAGAAAAUUUGAUUUACAUACUAAAUUUGACCUAAAUUUUCUGUGAUUGAAAAAAAUAACAAAGAGAACAAAUAUCUCUGUAUUAAAAUCAUAUUUAUUAAACAAAAGAAACUUGACAUUUAGUUACGUCCCUUAUAGAGUGGGUCAAGUAAUCUUGAUAGCAAGGUCAUUUCGAGUGAACACUUGACUAAUGCACGUAUGAACAUUUCCACGAAGAUUUGCGAUGUAAAAAACUCUGUACAGUACUAAAAAGAGAACGUACAUAAAUUAUGUCACGC
Folsomia candida is the source of this 3155-nucleotide messenger RNA. RefSeq names its product mucin-5AC-like. NCBI's taxonomy places the organism in Eukaryota, Metazoa, Arthropoda, Collembola, Entomobryomorpha, Isotomidae. The coding region runs from base 785 to 2863 and encodes 692 amino acids. The transcript has 5 exons. The record is from RefSeq and is a predicted model, not a curated record.